GUUUGCCUAUUUUCCCAAUAUGAUACAAGACUGAGUAUUCUUCCCUCUUUACUUCUCUUUCAGAAUCAUAAACAUGUCGAGGUCCAUUCAUGACGACUUGUUUCCUAGCCAUGUUCCUGAACCACAGUUUGAUAAUACAAGCAGCAAAAUAACCUCAGCUCGUCGACAUUCGGCUUCAGCAUCCUUAAACACAAAAGAGGCAACAGACAUUACUUCGUCAUGGAGAAUGAAGGCUCUAGUUUUAUUGUGCAUGCUAUCAUUACCUGUGGGUUGUCAUUAUCUCGAAGCAACUAUGGGAACAUUAAAAACUACCCUAAAAGCUUCAAUGUCCAUCAAUAAUACACAGUUCAGUAUUCUUCUAUCUUCAGUAACUCUAGUAAAUACAGUGCUACCAUUAAUUGCAGGCAUCUUUAUUGAUGAUAUUUCUAGUAUUGGGUCAAUACGCGCAACUGCCGGAGUAAGUCUCGUUAUAUUCAUUGGUAGUCUGCUAGUGUCAAUCGGUGGCCACAUUAACAGUUAUCCAUGCAUGAUGACAGGACAGAUUGUAUAUGGCCUUGGAGGUGGUAUGAUUGUCACAAUGCAGGAAGGUAUCUUAUCGCGCUGGUUUCGUGAUAAAGAAUUAGCCAUUAUCAUUGGCAUCAUUUUGUGUGCUGCAAGAUUGACAAAAUGGGCUGCCAAGAUGGUAGCCUACCCUAUAGUAAAUGCUACUGGCUCGCAUGCUUUCCCAAUUCAUGUCGCGACAAUUUUUUGUGGCGGUGGUCUUCUCAUCAAUCUAUUAUACUGGGUCGUAAUGUGGCACAAAGGCCUAUGUUCUGUUUCUGGAAAGGAGAUCACUCAAUAUCGAGGCACAUACAAAAACGAGUUUAAACAAUUAGAUAAACCAAAAGAAGUACAUCAACGAGAUGAUAAUUCUUCAUACGAAUCUUCCUUCAUCUCUUCCUUCCGUCAACAACAACAAAGCAGGAACUUCAAAUGGACUUACCCAAUCUUGUUCUAUAUCCCGAAAAUGUUCUGGAUGAUCCCACUGAUUCAAUUAACCAUGUCUAGUGUACUGAGUAGUUUUGAUGAUGUCGCAACUGAAUAUGUCGAAUUCAGAUAUAAAACAACAAGUGUUAUGGCUGGUUAUCAAAGUAGUCUUACGCAGGUUGUUCCUAUUGUUAUGGCACCAAUAAUGGGUAUUGUAGCUCACAAGUAUGGCAAAAGAAUCACAACUUUGUUUUCUGCAACCUUAAUUUUAAUGACAUCCAUGAUCUUACUGGCUUAUACCUGGGUUACACCUGCCAUUGGCAUGAUUAUUUUUUCAUUUGCACUUGCACUGGGUCCAGUUUCGGUGCUUAGUUCUACAUCAUUAUUAUUACCUCAUGAACUUGCUGGUACAGGCAUGGGGUUACAUAAAUGUUUCAACAAUAUUGGUACAACUAUCGUAUCUGUUCUCGUCGGUUAUGUACAAGAUUUAACCUUUCAUGACGGUGAUCCACACGAUGAUCUAUCCGACUUGCAAACAGAAUAUAAUGGUGUCAUGAUUCUCUACCUUUCAAUCGCUACAUUCUCCAUCAUUAUUGUGAUGGUCUUUUGGUUAAUGGAUCGUGUUUUAUUGUCAGGCUGGCUUCAAGCAGAUAAAAAUGAACGCCAACGUAGAUUAGAUUUGGUACAGACAAAAGAAGAAGACGAAAAGACACUUUAUCUGCACGCUGAAAAAGAUGAACUGGAAAAAAUUAACAAGGAAAAAAUGAACGCCCUCAAGAUGAUUGGAUCGCGAUUAACAGAAAAAAAAUCAUAUACCUAUGUUUCAAUCUCUCUCUUUUGGCUAAUUCUUUCUUGGAUUGUUUUCUUUGCGUUUGCUCUCAUGCCUGUUUAUAAAAAAUACAUGUGACCACAAAUAAAAUUUAUCGCGUCAUCCAAUAUAAAGUUUACUUUUUUCUUCAUUCAUCUUCUUCGAUUAUAAAUC
Molecule: messenger RNA, 1948 nt
Organism: Mucor mucedo
Lineage: Eukaryota; Fungi; Mucoromycota; Mucoromycetes; Mucorales; Mucoraceae
Product: major facilitator superfamily domain-containing protein
Exons: 6
Coding region: 74-1873 (599 amino acids)
Biological process (GO): transmembrane transport
Molecular function (GO): transmembrane transporter activity
Source: RefSeq, a predicted model, not a curated record